This is a messenger RNA of Biomphalaria glabrata, 4987 nucleotides long. Its product is annotated as ribose-phosphate pyrophosphokinase 1. Gene Ontology annotation, cellular component: cytoplasm; ribose phosphate diphosphokinase complex. The coding region runs from base 43 to 1074 and encodes 343 amino acids. Gene Ontology annotation, biological process: 5-phosphoribose 1-diphosphate biosynthetic process; ribonucleoside monophosphate biosynthetic process; purine nucleotide biosynthetic process. The transcript has 7 exons. The record is from RefSeq and is a predicted model, not a curated record. NCBI's taxonomy places the organism in Eukaryota, Metazoa, Mollusca, Gastropoda, Planorbidae. Gene Ontology annotation, molecular function: magnesium ion binding; ATP binding; ribose phosphate diphosphokinase activity.
GCGCUAGUCUCGGGCACACCAUUACCGCAAGGACAACAACACAUGUAUAAUGUAGAUAAGUCUAGCGCUAAUUUGGAAGAACCUAGGUCUAAAUCUAGCAUUGAUUUUGAAAGAAAAAUGCCUAACAUUAAAGUUUUUUCUGGAACUUCUCAUCCUGAAUUAACACAGAAGAUAUGUUCCAGGUUAGGUUUGGAACCAGGAAAAGUUAUUACAAAAAAAUUUAGCAACGGUGAAUGUUGUGUUGAAAUAGGUGAGUCUGUCAGAGGCGAGGAUGUUUUUAUUGUUCAGAGUGGUUGCAAAGAGGUAAAUGACAUGUUGAUGGAACUAUUGAUUAUGAUUAAUGCUUGCAAGAUUGCGUCUGCCAGCAGAGUCACAGCUGUCAUCCCAUGUUUUCCAUAUGCAAGACAGGAUAAAAAAGACAAGAGUCGAGCACCUAUUUCUGCUAAACUUGUGGCCAAUAUGUUAUCAACAUCUGGGGCUGACCACAUUAUCACCAUGGACUUGCAUGCGUCACAAAUUCAGGGGUUCUUUGAUAUCCCUGUUGAUAACUUGUAUGCCGAGCCUGCAGUAUUGAAAUGGAUAAAGGAGAACAUCACUGACUGGCGAAACUGUACCAUAGUCUCACCAGAUGCAGGUGGAGCCAAAAGAGUGACAGCGAUCGCUGAUAGGUUAAAUGUAGACUUUGCUUUGAUCCACAAAGAAAGGAAGAAAGCUAAUGAGGUGGCAGCUAUGGUUCUAGUUGGCGACGUGAAAGACAAGAUAGCAAUUUUGGUGGAUGACAUGGCUGACACAUGUGGAACAAUAUGUCAUGCAGCUGAAAAAUUACUGGAAGCAGGUGCCCUUAAAGUCUAUGCCAUCUGCACACAUGGGAUUUUCUCAGGACCAGCAAUAUCUCGCAUCAACAAUUCCUCUUUUGAAGCAGUGGUUGUGACAAACACAAUACCACAAGACCAGCGUAUGAAAGAUGCCCCCAAGAUACAGUGCCAAGAUAUCUCAAUAAUAUUAGCCGAGGCCAUCAGACGUACACAUAACGGGGAGUCAGUGUCCUACUUGUUCAGUAAUGUUCCUAUGUAAAGUGUUGGCGGGAAACAAAAUUUUAUUAUUUUCAUAAAACUAUUUUUAUAUCAGAAUUUUUUUUAUUAUUAGAAAAAAAAUGUAAAAAAAAAAUGGAGAUAUUCAAAAACAUUCUUUUAUGAUAUAGGCAUUAGUUUGUUCAACUUUUUUUUUGUUUACAAUAAAAUCUACAAUGUUUUAAUUCUUAUUACUAUUGCUCAGUUUAUUGUUUUGAUGUCAGCAAAGAAAAGAAUUGUGUAGUGUCUCUUAAACAGCAGACGUCUGCUUGUUUUGUUAGAAUGUUUAUUGAGACUAGAUGUUCUCUUAAUACUUGUAUAGUGUGUUUUUGUGAAUAGAAAACUUUCUAAGGUUCUUGCUUAAUGGUCAGUGUUCACGACUUCUCUGUGUUCUAGAGAUUAAGAACAAGCCCUUUGAGAUUAUUUCUGAUGGGCUGAAUGCAAGUGGCAGAACAAAAUAAAAAGAGUAGUUAAAGAGUACUAAAGGGUCGUGGAAGUUUUCAACAGUUGCUGUUUUCAAUUCAACCUUUCUGACUUAUUAUUAUUUUUUUUUAUUGUAAUAGUUUUUAGUUGGCGUUUUAGUUCUACUGUGCUCUUGAUGCCUCUUUCUGAGACAAAGAUUAAAUUGCUUAAUAAAGUUAUGCCCACAGUUACUGAAAAAAGGAAAAAAAAAAUCACCCUAAUUAACAAAACAAUGUUCAUCUCCAAUCACUCUGCAUCAAUGUUACCCCCUCCCUCCUUUCUAAUCUUGUGACAUAUCCCUAAACUAUUACCCCCCCCCCCCCCCCUUUGUCACUCCACCAUGACAGAGAAUUACUUCAUUCACCCUCUUGAGAAAUGAGUUGUUAUCCUAAAGGACAAGAUAUUUCUACACCACUCAUUAUUACAUGUAUUUUCCCAAAGAGAAUGUCUAUUUUUGUUAAUAUCAAAAGAGUAUAUGUGUGUAUAGAAACUAAUCCUAUUUUUCAGAUCCACUAGAUUCUCUGAGAAGGGUACAUUACUCUCUUGUGGCAUUGGGUUACUUUGGUUACUGGCAAAUAGCUUUAUUAUAAACAUAUGCUAUACUAAUCAUUUGUCAUGCUUUCAUUUUUUUUUUGUUUUUUGCAAUCUUAUUAGUGGCUUGAGUUUUGAAUAAUAAUACUAUUCUACCUUGUUGAUGAAUCUACAUAUUUGAAAUAGCAUUUAAGUUACAAGUACACUAUUGGCCACCUCCCAUGUCUCAGAAAGGCAGGUGUUCUGCUUUGGUUCGGAAGUACACUUCUUGCUGGCGGAGAGACAGCACUGUUACUACAUCCAUGGAAAUAGAACUAUUGUGAGGUAGUUACAGAAAUGAACACUGUUUUGCUGGAAUAGAACCUAAGAGAAUCACCCAAACCAUGAUUUUAAUUUUAAGAAAGAGUUGUUGGUUCAAGUUGGUUGUCUCCCCUAUCCAGUCAUGUUGAGGCCAUCCAUUUCUAUUUCGAGCUAGGGUUCAGAGAGUGACUUGGAGCUCCAGGCUCACUUUAUGUGCUGGUCUCUUUAUUAUUUUUUUUUUUCAACACUAAGAGGAAAUAGUUCAACAGUGGCGUCGCUGGGGGUGCGCAUUGGGUGACGCCCAUCUGUGAGCGACGCAAACGUAUUAAAAUGUCCUGAUGAAUACUUUACAGCUGUGUAAAUAAUCGUUGAAUGCAAAGCAAUGGCCUCUUUAUAUUAAGCUUCGAUACAAAGAGUUGACUAAUGACAGAUUUGAGUGGAAAUUUUAUUUGGAGGUGAGCGAUGGGGGUGACCCUAUUGGCUAAUAAAAUAGCAGUGGUAGAUACCUAACCUAGCGACGCCUCUGAAUAAUAAUCUUCUCUUUUUAGAAAAAAAAUUGACCAUAAGCAUAAAUAUUUGUAUUAUUUGAUCUGUAUGUAUGUGUAUGUGUGGACAUUUCUAUUUGCGUUUUGUUGAUUUUUGGAGACAAUCAUGUUUAAAAAAACAAAAAUUUUUUGUGUGUACCAGAAUAUAUCAAACUGAUCAGCUAACAAAUCAAAAGACAUUUCAGUUUCCAAAUGUUUUGAUUGUUGAAACAUAAGCAUAUAUAUAUAUAUACAGGGCUUUUUUUGUGACGGUACGCACCGGUAUGGCGUACCGGCUCGGUUUUGAAAAAAUUAUUACUUUUCUUUUAUUUUUAACGUAUAUUGUUAAUUUUUAGUUGUUAAAAGUUAGGCAAUCAACUACUGAGUACCAGCAACUAAUCACUGAGUACUGGAACUCACUGUAUAUAUAUAUAUAACUUGUUUUUUUUUUCAAAGAAAAGUUAAAAUUCUUUAAGAAAAAAAUGCAGAUUACAAAUGUUUAAUGUUUUUGUUUUUUUUUUUAUCUCGGACAAAUAUUGAAAAGAACUUUUGUUUAUUUUUUUGUUUCAUUAAAUAUUGUGUUACCGUACCGUAGAUUCUUGUUGGAAAUACACCUUUUUAAAGGACCAGCAGCAGACAAUCUCCUUGACCUUUCACUACCCGGUACUUGCCAACUUUUUCCUGUUUUUUUUUUAAAGGAAUUUACGAUUAGUGUUAUAGUAGACAGUCCUUACUCGUAAGUGCAAACUAAACAUUAAAACACAUAAGCUGACAGUAUCACGUAAACUUUCGCUUUAAAGACAAAGUAAAUCAAAGGUCAAUAUAGACAAAGGAGAUUAAUCUGAUUUAUUCGUAUUUUUAUCGACUUGUCGCUCUGUUCCUGUAUUUGAAUACGUCAACAAAUACCACAUGAAACUGUCCAUUAUUCUUACAGCCCAGCUAUUGGUCUUCGAAUCUCAGUUGUCUUUGCAUUGGUGUGUCUUCUUCGUGACGAGAAGAUUACUUCUGAAAAAUGAAAAUCUCUGCGGCCUCCACAGUUGUAAUAGAAUUAUUUUUUUUUUUACAAAAAUCUGGACAUUGUGCGUGCACUAAUAAUGUGCAGUGGUUAGGGUUAGCAAUAGGUAACGAGCACUCUAGUAGACACAAUCCAAUAUCAUUUGGAUGGUAUAAACUAUCAACUAUUGAACUGGAUCGCUGCAUGGUCGCGUGGUAGUCGCUUCAGACUGUCGUCACGGUGGUUCUGAGAUUGAACCGUUCUCGCUUCCCUCCCCUUUCGUCCUCCAGGAGGUCUGCUUAGAACCUAACAAUCUUCAAUGCACGUCUGAAAGUAAUAAUAAUAAAAAACCUACCACUGGUACUUGGCGCUAUUCUAUCGUUUCUUAACCCUAAUCUAUGACAACUGAGUUAAAAAAAAAAGUUUAAUUUAUUGAAAAAUUAGGACUUCCUUACAGAUUCAGCAUAAACAAUUCUACAUGAUUUUAAUUUCCCUUCUAACGAUUUAGCUGAUGUAGUUGACAACUGAGAUUCUGAAAUAGAGGUUUUGAGUUAGAGCAUACAAUUUCUAAUGCUAACUGAACAAUUCUUUUGACCUCAUCAACUUGGACCUCUAAGCCUCCAAAAUGGUCCGUUGUAAUAUAUUACAACCCUAUGUCCUAUUUUAAUACUCAUUACAUUGUUUUGGUAGAUUCAUUGAAAGUCUACCAAAUAUAGCUUUACAAAGUUUUUAGCAUACUGGAAAGAUUAUUCAAUGCAUCUUGGUCAUACGAGUUUUUUCCCACUGGUAAAGAAAUGGCCACAAUAUAGUUGGCCAAUGAAAUCACUUGUCUUAUGUAGUUAUUACAGUGCAUACUUUGUGUUCAUGUUUGUUUCUUUCAAUGAAUCCAUGUAUAUUAUUUUCAAAUGAAGAUCUCAAAAUUGUUAUUUACAAACUGGUUCAAAUGUCAUUCUACACGUGUAGUGCGAUGUACAGGAUACAACCAAAUGUGUUUGUUUUUUGAAUGAGUUAUUACCAGACUUCUUCUGACGAUGUACUCAGAAAUUUCUAUUGCACAAACUAACAAAAAUUACAUGCAAAUAAAAACAAUUGUAUUAAAAUGUUAA